Molecule: messenger RNA, 1426 nt
Organism: Humulus lupulus (European hop)
Lineage: Eukaryota; Viridiplantae; Streptophyta; Magnoliopsida; Rosales; Cannabaceae
Product: replication factor C subunit 3
Exons: 10
Coding region: 95-1231 (378 amino acids)
Biological process (GO): DNA-templated DNA replication; DNA repair
Cellular component (GO): nucleus; DNA replication factor C complex
Molecular function (GO): DNA binding; DNA clamp loader activity; ATP hydrolysis activity
Source: RefSeq, a predicted model, not a curated record
GAGUUGAGCGUGGUGAGGGAGAGUUGAAGUUCCCGCCAUUUAUAGGGUUCUAUAUGAGAAUAAGUCGUCAUUAGUAAAUUUUUCAAUUAGAGCGAUGUUGUGGGUCGACAAAUACCGUCCCAAAACCCUAGACCAUGUUUUGGUUCACGAAGAUGUCGCCCAAAACCUCAAGAAGCUUGUUACUGAGCAGGACUGCCCGCAUUUGCUCUUUUACGGCCCAUCUGGGUCGGGCAAAAAAACCCUAAUCAUGGCCGUCAUCCGCCAGAUGUUCGGAGCAAGUGCUGAGAAGGUGAAGGUUGAAAAUAGAACUUGGAAAGUUGAUGCUGGAAGUAGAACUAUUGAUUUGGAACUGACAACUUUGUCAAGCACCAACCAUGUGGAACUGAAUCCCAGUGAUGCAGGAUUUCAGGACAGAUAUAUUGUUCAAGAGAUAAUUAAAGAGAUGGCUAAGAAUAGACCAAUCGACACAAAGGGAAGAAAAGGAUACAAAGUUUUGGUGCUCAAUGAAGUUGAUAAACUUUCAAGAGAAGCACAAAAUUCUCUUCGAAGAACAAUGGAGAAGUACAGUGCUUAUUGUCGGCUAAUUUUAUGCUGUAACAGUUCUUCAAAAGUUAGUGAAGCCAUCAGGUCUCGCUGUCUGAAUGUGAGAAUCAAUGCACCAUCAGAAGAACAGAUUGUUAAGGUACUUGAUUUCAUUGGUAAAAAAGAAGGCCUACAAAUUCCGUCUGGAUUUGCUGCUCGUUUAGCUGAAAAAUCAAAUCGGAGUUUAAGGAGAGCUAUAUUGUCAUUUGAAACUUGCCGUGUUCAACAAUAUCCUUUUACUAGUAACCAAACAAUUCCACCAAUGGAUUGGGAGGAAUAUAUUUCUGAAAUUGCGUCUGACAUAAUGAAAGAGCAAAGCCCAAAAAGGCUUCAUCAGGUUCGGCUUAAAAUCUAUGAACUACUUGUCAAUUGUAUACCUCCGGAGAUCAUCUUGAAGGUAAAUACUUUCCAUUUUAUUGCUUGCUACAAAUUUUUAUCCAUUUUUAUUCAACUUUUGGUGUUGCAUCAGAGGCUGCUUUAUGAGUUACUGAGGAAAUUAGACGCAGAAUUGAAGCACGAGGUCUGCCACUGGGCAGCAUAUUAUGAACACAGAAUGCGACUUGGACAAAAAGCUAUAUUUCACAUUGAAGCAUUUGUGGCCAAGUUCAUGAGCAUUUACAAGUCUUUUCUUAUUGCAACAUUCGGCUGAGUAAUCGGAUGUAGAAGUGUGUCGGAAAGGUUUUGUAACUAACAUUUUUACUCGAUUCCAUUGUCCUAGACUCUUUACGAUGUCGUGCAAGGUGGCAAUAAGGUCCUGAUGAGUACUCUUGUUUAAUUGUGAAAAGGAUGUGUUAAACCUAUUUUCAACGAGGAAAGAUCUGAACAGUAUGUUCCGUUUUGGAAA